AUAAACGUAAAACAAAUCGUGGAUUAACACCAACAGCUACACCAACAGUUACACCAACUAAAAGACGAUCUCAAUCAUAG
This is a messenger RNA of Adineta steineri, 80 nucleotides long. The record is from the annotation of a GenBank genome assembly. NCBI's taxonomy places the organism in Eukaryota, Metazoa, Rotifera, Eurotatoria, Adinetida, Adinetidae.